Rasamsonia emersonii CBS 393.64 is the source of this 13059-nucleotide messenger RNA. Its product is annotated as Dynein ATPase. Lineage: Eukaryota; Fungi; Ascomycota; Eurotiomycetes; Eurotiales; Trichocomaceae. Gene Ontology annotation, molecular function: ATP hydrolysis activity; minus-end-directed microtubule motor activity; dynein intermediate chain binding. Bases 1 to 13059 code for a protein of 4352 amino acids. Gene Ontology annotation, biological process: microtubule-based movement. The record is from RefSeq and is a predicted model, not a curated record. The transcript has 3 exons. Gene Ontology annotation, cellular component: dynein complex.
AUGGAGGUCGCCUCUCCAGGGGUGCCCAACGGUCUGGCGGCGCCGACCCAGGCGCCCUUGGUGGACCCAAACGUCGUGGUCCAGUAUCUCUCAGAAGUUCUGCAGGUGACACUGGGAGCUUCGAAGGAGGAUCUGGAGAGCACGGGGAGCCUGUUAUCAAAGGCGAAAUAUUCCGAGACUGUACAGAGAUGUACGCGUUUCGCCUCUGAUUCCCAAACGGCUCUGUAUGUGCAGAAGGACCUUGUCAGUGCAGAGGAGCCAAAUGGGACCGAAGAUGAAGAUCCAUCGCCAGCUCGGUAUACCUAUACCCUCUCUUCAGAAAUCUUCUUUUCUUCCACGACAGUUGCCUCGGUAGCCUUUGUCAAACGCCCUGCGCCAAUUGAUCCGAACCUCCCCAUAUCGGCCCAGGUUCAGAUCACAAACUUUCCGGGUCUAUUAACCCUCAGCAAUUCACAGACUCAGCAGGGCACCUCCGUGUCUGCUUUCGAGGUUUUGCACUCGAUGGUGCACAACGCUCUCAGCCCAUACUUCGAAGCCUACACGCGCGGUCAGGAAGCAGCAAAUGGGACCAAGCAGAGAACGGAUACAGAAGCAAAGACGGGUGUGCCGGGCACGAAGAAGCGCAUUGCAGAGUUGGAGCUAAGCCUUUUGCAUCUGCAGCAAAAUGUCGAGAUUCCAACUCUCAACCUCCCUCUCCAUGAGAUAGUCCAGGCUGCAUUGGAUGAGGCCGAAGCUCGAGGUGUCAAACCCUCUGUGGAGCUAAUUCCACCGGCUGCUCUGGAAAAUAGCACUGUCCUGAACAGCAUCCAAAAUACUGUCAACGGCUGGAUCAAGUCUAUCCAAACAAUUACGAAGAUGUCUCGGGAUCCCGAGAGCGGCUCAGCAGCACAAGAGAUCAAUUUCUGGCUAUCCAUGGAGACGGCACUGGAAGGUAUCGAGAAACAGCUACGCGGUGAUGGGGUCCAACUUACCAUGGAGAUACUUCGGCACGCCAAGCGAUACCAGGCGACCCUGAGUUUCGUCGCCGACACGGGGCUUAGGGAGGCCAUGGACACGGUCCAAAAGUACAACCAGCUUAUGCGAGACUUUCCUUUGGACGAACUUCUAUCCGCAACUUCGUUGCAGAAAGUCCAGGAGUCGCUAGGCAUGAUAUUCAAUCAUCUCAACAGGAAGCUAAAGAUAUCUCCUUACCCCAUUAAGAGAGCCCUAGCCCUCGUGGAGGCGAUAUCCGGUGAUCUGGACGCCCAGAUUCACGCCUUGCUCCGCGGCCGGCCGAUAAUGUACCUGGAUUAUCGGGAAUUCCGCUCACUUAUGAAGACGUGCAGUGCCAUCUGGCGAACUUGGGAUGAAAACGUGAAAGAAUUCACCAAUGUUGGUCGUGAAGCAUCGAGACGACGCAACGAAAAAUUCAUCCCAAUCAAGAUUAACCCCAGGCAUACCAAGACCCAAGAACGUUUGAAAUACAUCAACACGUUCCGAGUUAAUCACGAGCAAUUGCAGAGGACGAUUGUCAACGUGUUGGGUCCGAAGUCGUCUGCGUCCGGCAAUACUGCUGGUGCCGGCACUGCCACAGAUGGGGCUGUCAUAGUGGAGGAGAUCGGCGACGUUGACGCCGUUGAGGAGGUUGCCCAAGCCUAUGCCGCCUUCAAAGACGUUGACGUGCUCGAUGUGAGCCCCGAAGGUACCCAACUCUGGAUUCAGGCGGAGAUUGCCUACAAUGAGCGUACUUCGCGUGUUGAAAACUCCAUUAUCGCUCGCCUUAGAGAUCGUCUUGCGACAGCUAAGAAUGCGAAUGAGAUGUUCCGUGUCUUUUCCAAAUUCAACGCUCUCCUUGUUCGGCCUAAAAUCCGAGGAGCUAUCAGCGAAUACCAAACGACCCUCAUUGAAAACGUCAAGCAAGAUAUCUCUGCACUGCAUGAGCGAUUCAAACAGCAGUAUGGCCACUCAGAGGCUCACGCGAUGGCUCAGUUGCGGGAUCUCCCUCCGGUCUCUGGAGCCAUCGUGUGGGCUCGUCAAAUCGAGCGUCAAUUGAAUGCAUACAUGCGAAAGGUCGAAGACGUCCUGGGAGAGGACUGGCAUUUGCAUUCUGAGGGCCAGAAACUCCAGGCUGAGAGCAAUAUGUUCCGCAAGAAGCUCGACACAAGGCCUGUCUUUGAGUCUUGGCUUCACGAUGUUCAGCGGCGCCAUAUCACAAUAUCGGGGCGACUUUUCAACAUCGUCCGCAACCGAGCUGCAGGAAAUUCCUUGGAGUUGACUGUUAACUUUGACGCGCAGAUCAUUGCUCUCUUCAAGGAAGUGAGGAAUCUCAUGUGGCUGAACUUUCAGGUCCCUCAUGCUGUCAGCAGUAUAUCGAAGGAGGCUAAACGCGUUUACCCCUACGCCAUCAGCCUAAUGGAAAGCGUCCGUACCCUGCUUCAGACAACUCGCACAAUAGCCUCCAUGACCGAUGUCGCCAUAUUAUUAAGUGGAUACCAGAACGAUGCUCAGGCCAUGAUCGUUAAAGGCAUCCCUCUGAGAUGGGAGUCGUUUGUACAUUCGUAUGAACUACAUGUGAAACAGUCCACGUUAGCUAACGGCUCCAUUGACCCAUCUAUGCCGGGAAGGGGUGAGAGCAAACACGUCCAAUUUGUCCGUGAAUUUGCGGUGUCCGCUUCGGUUCUCCAGUCAAAGACAGCAACCUUGGCUUCCAUUAAUGAGAGCAUCCAGAAAGCGGUUUUGGAGCUCAAAACAUGUCCUUAUGACGCCGCAGCUUUCAGACAACGUCUCGAUUCUAUCCAGAUGGCAGUCGACAAAUUGAAUCUGGAAAAUUACGUCAAUCUCGGUUAUUGGGUUUCGAACUUGAACCUUAAGAUUGAAUCUAUCCUCCGUGAGCGUCUCCAUCGGGCGAUACGUGUCUGGAUUGCUGCAUUUCAGCAAUCAAACGACGAACAACACUCGAAGCGGAUAUCGGUUCAAGAGGUCCAAGAGAGGCCUUCCUCGGCAGGCGACACGGAAACCGAUAUCUACCGUAUCGAGUUUCCCAGGCUUGUCCACGAGGUAUCGAUGCGAAAUCAGGUUCUGCAUCUUGAUCCGCCACUGCAGUUUGCCAGGGCAAGCUGGUUUGCCCACCUUGCUCAGUGGCUUGGCGUAAUCUGUAAUCUUGAGAAGAUCAAGUCAUCACGUUACCAAAUAUCAAUCGAUGUGGAGAAGGCACGGUUGUCCGAAACUUCUUUUGUCAAUCUUCCCCAACACUGCACCGCCGAAUUGACUGAGGUUUACGGCGCCAUAGAAGCCAGACUUCAGGAAAUCUCAGCUUAUGUUGAUAAAUGGCUCCAGUUCCAGUCUCUUUGGGAUCUGCAGGCUGAACAAGUGUACGAUGUUCUGGGCGAUGACCUGUCUCAGUGGCUGCAGCUCCUUCAGGAAAUUCGCAAGAGUCGCGCCACUUUCGACACGUCCGAGGUCAGCCGGUCCUUUGGUAACAUUACGAUCGACUACGAGCAGGUUCAAACCAGGGUCAAUGCGAAGUAUGAUCAGUGGCAGCACGAGAUCCUCCUGAAAUUCGGUGCAAAACUUGGCGCUCGCAUGAGAGAAGUUCAUGCGGAAAUUGCCGCAGCCCGCAGAGACCUAGAGGGUCAAACUCUGGAAGCUUCUUCAACCGCACAUGCUGUGUCUUUCAUAACCAUUGUCCAGCAGUGCAAGCGCAAGGCAAAGGUCUGGGAGCCUCAAGUUGAUCUCUUCCGGCAAGGUCAAACAACGCUUUCUCGCCAGCGUUACCAGUUCCCCAAUGAUUGGCUUCACGUCGAGAACGUGGAUGGGGAGUGGGCCGCUCUGAAUGAGCUUCUGGCAAGAAAGAGCAAGAUUGUUCAGGAUCAGACCGAGGCUCUUCGCGCGAAGAUUGCUGCGGAGGACAAGGUUAUUGGAGACAAGAUUGCUGAAGUCAUUGCACAGUGGAAUGAGGAAAAACCUGUUUCCGGCACCAUCCCCCCCGAAGAAGCAUCUCGCACCUUGAGUUCCUUCCAGUCCCGACUUGAAGCGCUUCAGUCAGAAUUCGAGAUGGUUUCGAAGGCAAAGGAGGCAUUGGAUCUUCCUGCCAGUGCCGAGUCUUCGCUGCCAACGAUCUUGGAGGAGGUACAAGACUUCAUGUCCGUAUGGGCUGCUCUUUCAACGAUCUGGAAGAGUCUGAACGAGCUUCGUGACAUGCUAUGGAACAGUGUACAGCCAAGGAAGCUUCGACAGUCCCUCGACGGUCUCAUCAAGAUGACAAAGGAAAUGCCGAGUCGGAUGCGCCAAUAUGCUGCAUUCGAGCAUAUCCAGAAUGUCUUGCGCCAGCUCCUGAAAGUCAACCCCUUGCUUUCUGACCUGAAGUCUGAGGCGAUCAAAGAGAGACACUGGCAGAAGAUUUUCAAGGCCCUCAAGCCUGGCAAGAGAUUCUCCCAAGUAUCUCUCACCCUCGGAGACGUUUGGGACCUGCAGCCUGCAGCAAGCGAAAGCGUCAUCCGUGACAUUAUUGCGCAAGCUCAAGGCGAGAUGGCACUGGAAGAGUUCUUAAAGUCGGUCCGGGAGACCUGGCAGAAUUAUUCGUUAGACCUCGUUAACUACCAGAACAAGUGCCGUCUUAUUCGCGGCUUCGACGAUCUGUUCGCCAAGUGCAGCGAGAACCUGAAUUCUCUGCAGGCAAUGAGACAUUCGCCAUAUUACAAAGAAUUCGAGGAAGAAGCGUCGACUUGGGAAGACAAGCUCAACAGAGUACACGUUCUUUUCGACGUUUGGAUAGAUGUCCAACGUCAAUGGGUGUACCUUGAAGGCGUGUUCAGCGGUAACGCUGAUAUCAAACACCUCCUUCCUCUGGAGUCAGCACGGUUUCAGAACAUUAAUUCCGAAUUCUUCGCCGUGAUGAAGAAGGUCUACAAGUCACCUUAUGUACUAGACGUGCUUGCCAUCAACGGCGUUCAGAAAUCCUUGGAAAGACUGGCUGAACUUCUCAACAAAAUUCAGAAAGCGUUGGGCGAAUAUCUCGAGCGCGAACGUGUUUCGUUCCCUCGCUUCUACUUCGUCGGUGACGAAGACCUUCUUGAAAUCAUUGGCAAUAGUAACGAUACGGUCCGGGUAUCUAAGCAUUUCAAGAAGAUGUUCGCUGGUCUCUCUGGGCUUUUGAUGGAUGACGAUAACAAUAUAGUUGGUUUCACGUCAAAGGAAGGGGAAGAGGUUCGAUUGAAACGAGAAGUCAACCUCACCAAAACGCCCAGGAUCAAUGACUGGCUUUCAGCUUUGGACCACAAUAUGAAGUUGACGUUGGCAGAGCUUCUCGCAGAGGCCGUGGAACAGUUCGAGACAAUAUACCACGCUCCUGAGGUUGAUCAGACCGCAUUUAACGACUAUCUUGCGAAUUAUCCUGCUCAGAUUGUCGUCCUUGCCAGCCAGGUAGUCUGGACAAAUGCCGUCCAGAAAUCUCUCGAGAAUGGUGGAAAGGACCUCUCUGCAUUAUACGAUGCAGAAGUUCGAAUCCUUGAAUUACUCGCUGCCACUGUCCUAGGGGAGCUCGAUACCAUCACAAGGAAGAAAUGCGAGCACAUGAUAACUGAGUUUGUGCAUCAGCGCGAUGUCAUUGCGAAACUGAUCAAAUUUAACGCAUCAUCUCCGAACCAUUAUCUCUGGUUGCUUCAAAUGCGCUAUGUUUACAAGCCUGAAGGCGAUUUCCUGCAGCGGCUUUACAUUCACAUGGCAAAUGCGAAGUUGGACUACGGCUUUGAGUAUUUGGGCGUUCCUGAACGUCUUGUCCGAACUCCUUUGACGGACCGAUGUUUCCUCACUCUGACUCAAGCUCUUUGCCAGAGAUUGGGAGGUUCUCCUUACGGGCCGGCCGGUACAGGUAAAACUGAAUCAGUUAAAGCGCUGGGUCUUCAACUUGGCCGCUUUACACUCGUAUUUUGCUGUGAUGAUACGUUCGAUUUCCAAGCUAUGGGUAGGAUCUUUCUUGGUAUCUGCCAGGUUGGCGCCUGGGGUUGCUUUGACGAGUUCAACCGUUUGGAAGAGAGAAUUCUCUCAGCCGUAUCACAGCAAAUCCAGAACAUCCAGAUUGGGCUGAGAAAAGGUGGUGACGAUGAAAAGGCGCAGAUUGAAUUGGUAGGCAGGCGCUUGCGAGUGCACCCGAACACUGGCAUUUUCAUCACCAUGAACCCUGGCUAUGCGGGACGGUCGAAUCUGCCGGAUAACUUGAAGAAGCUGUUCAGAAGCGUUGCCAUGUCGAAGCCUGAUAAGGAACUUAUCGCCGAGGUUAUGCUUUUCUCGCAAGGCUUCAAGCAAGCGAAGGCGCUGUCCAAACAGACAGUUCCUUUCUUCGAUCACUGCUCAACAAGAUUGUCGAAACAAGCGCAUUACGAUUUCGGUCUUCGUGCGCUGAAAAGCGUCCUUGUCAGCUCAGGAGGCCUCAAGCGUGUGCGCCUCGCUAACUCCAAUGGUGACCUCGGUCCUGAUGAAAUUAUUGAGCCCCAGAUAAUUGUUCAGAGCAUUCGCGAAACCAUCGCACCCAAGCUGAUCCGUGAAGAUGUGGACAUCAUGUUGGAGAUCCAGGCGCAGGAUUUCCCAGGAGUGGAGUAUGUCCCUGCUAAUUUUGACAGACUCACUGAAGCGAUUCGCGAUAUUGCCAAGGAAAACCACUACGUUGAUAGCGACACGUGGAUCACCAAGACGCUUCAGCUGUAUCAGAUCCAAAGCAUUCAUCAUGGUGUCAUGAUGGUUGGCCGGUCUGGCUCCGGCAAAUCAUCUGCAUGGAAGGUCCUCCUACAAGCUCUACAACGAGUCGAAGGUGUCGAAGGUGUCUGCCACAUUAUUGAUUCCAAGGUGAUGUCCAAGGAAGCACUCUAUGGUAAUCUGGACAGCACCACAAGAGAAUGGACUGAUGGUCUGUUUACUGGCAUUCUGAGGAAGAUCGUCGAUAACUUGCGAGGAGAGGAUUCGAAACGCCACUGGAUUGUCUUCGAUGGAGAUGUCGACCCAGAAUGGGUAGAAAACCUCAACAGCGUUCUGGAUGACAACAAAUUACUGACGCUGCCCAAUGGUGAGCGUCUGAACUUGCCGCCCAAUGUCCGUAUCAUGUUUGAAGUGGAGACACUUAAGUAUGCAACACUGGCCACUGUGAGUCGUUGUGGUAUGGUAUGGUUCAGUGAUGAUACCGUUACGCCGUCAAUGAUGGUCACCAAUUAUGUCGAGUCGCUCAAGACCAAGACCUUUGAGGACUUGGAUGAUGAUAGUGCACCAGCUGGGCAGGCAUCUAUCAAGACCCAGGGCGUUCAGGAAAUGUUCUCCGAAUUCCUUCGACAAUUCCUGCAGGGCGACGAUCUUGUUCUGAAGGCGCUCGAAGAAGCGAAGAAAUACAACCACAUCAUGGAAUUUACGGAUAUCCGCGCUCUGAAUACUCUGUUCAGCCUGUUGAACAAGGCCUGUCGAAAUGUUCUCGAAUACAACAUCCAACACGUUGACUUCCCACUCGAUCCGGAACAAAUCGAGUCCUACCUUGCCAAAAAACUCCUUCUCGCGCUUGUAUGGUCAUUUACAGGCGACUGUCCUUUGGGUGAUCGCAAGGCCUUUGGAGAAUACCUGACAGCAUUCUCCACAAUUGACACGCCGCCGCUUGGCGAUUCCGCUUCGCUAAUCGACUUUGAUGUCACUCUACCUAAGGCUGAAUGGGUCCCUUGGCAAUCUCAGGUGCCGUCUGUCGAGAUCAACACACAUUCUAUUACCCAGACCGAUGUCAUCAUCCCAACGUUGGAUACCGUACGCCACGAAGAUAUCCUUUAUUCAUGGCUUGCCGAACACAAGCCCUUAUUGCUUUGCGGUCCUCCUGGAUCUGGAAAGACUAUGACUCUCUUUUCCGCACUGAGGAAACUACCUAACAUGGAGGUCGUGGGGUUGAACUUUUCCAGCGCCACUACCCCAGAUCUUCUGAUCAAGACCUUCGAGCAAUAUUGCGAAUACCGGAAGACUCUCAACGGCGUGGUUAUGUCUCCGAAUCAAAUCGGACGUUGGUUGGUCAUCUUUUGCGAUGAAAUCAACCUGCCUGCCCCCGAUCGAUAUGGCACGCAACGUGCGAUAUCAUUCUUGAGGCAGCUUGUUGAGCAGAACGGAUUUUGGAGAACGUCUGACAAAACGUGGGUGACGCUCGAGCGCAUCCAAUUCGUCGGCGCAUGUAAUCCUCCGACAGAUGCAGGACGCACGCCCUUGGCAGAGCGAUUCUUGCGUCAUGCGCCCUUGAUGAUGGUCGACUACCCUGGAGAACUCUCCCUGAUACAGAUCUACGGUACAUUUAAUGCUGCUGUUCUCAAGAUCAUUCCCACGCUGCGGGGUUAUUCCGACGCUCUUACAAAGGCAAUGGUCCAGUUCUACUUGGAGUCUCAAGCUAGAUUCACACCCAAGAUUCAGCCACACUAUGUUUACUCACCCCGUGAGCUUACGAGAUGGGUUCGCGGUGUGUACGAGGCUAUUAAACCUCUGGACAAUCUGUCCGUUGAAGGGCUUGUUCGGAUCUGGGCUCAUGAGGCUCUGCGCCUGUUCCAGGAUCGUCUCGUUGCUGAAGAGGAGCGGAAGUGGACAGCUGAUUCGGUGCGGCGUAUCGCCUUGGAGCAUUUCCCUACAAUCGAUGAAGAACAGGCACUAAAGGGACCCAUCCUAUUCUCCAAUUGGCUGUCUAAGAAUUAUGUCCCCGUCGAACAAGAGCAACUCCGGGAGUUUGUCAAGGCUCGUUUGAAGACAUUCUGUGAAGAGGAAGUGGAUGUUCCCUUGGUUCUCUUCAACGACGUCCUGGAACAUGCCCUUCGCAUUGACCGGGUCUUUAGACAGCCUCAAGGUCACCUUAUUCUUAUUGGUGUUAGUGGAAGCGGCAAGACUACGCUUUCGCGGUUUGUCGCAUGGAUGAAUGGUCUAAAGGUCUUCCAGAUCAAGGUGCAUGGGAAAUACUCCUCUGAAGACUUCGAUGAAGACCUGAGAAAUGUUCUCCGGCGAGCAGGAUGCAAGGGUGAAAAGAUCUGUUUCAUCAUGGACGAAUCCAACGUCCUCGACUCCGGUUUCCUGGAGCGGAUGAACACGCUGCUUGCAAAUGCUGAGGUGCCAGGUCUGUUUGAAGGCGAUGAGUUUGCCUCCCUCAUGACCGCUUGCAAGGAAGGCGCACAGCGGCAGGGUCUGCUUCUUGACUCCCAGGAAGAGCUUUACAAAUGGUUCACGCAGCAGAUCGUCAAGAAUCUCCACGUCGUAUUCACAAUGAAUCCUCCCGAGGAUGGAUUAUCGUCAAAGGCCGCAACAAGUCCCGCGCUCUUCAAUCGGUGCGUUCUGAACUGGUUUGGCGAUUGGUCUGAUCAAGCGCUGUUCCAGGUUGGAACUGAGCUUACGCAAUCGGUGGAUCUCGACAAACCGAACUUCACAGCGCCUGACAGCAUUCCAGUGGCGUACCGCGACCUUAGCCUUCCGGCUUCUCAUCGUGAGACGGUCGUGAACGCAAUGGUGUACAUCCAUUACUCCUUGCAGAAAUUCAACCAGCGUCUCCAGAAACAGCAAGGCAGAACCACCUAUCUCACCCCUCGUCAUUAUCUCGACUUUGUGGCUCAGUAUGUCAAGCUUUUCAACGAAAAGCGAGAAGACCUCGAAGAACAACAGCGACACUUGAAUGUGGGUCUUGAAAAACUGAGAGACACGGUCGAUAAAGUCCGCGAUCUUCGUGCGAGUCUUGCUCAGAAGAAGGAGCAGCUGGAGAAGAAAGACGCUGAAGCAAAUGAGAAACUGCAGCGCAUGGUUGCGGACCAGCGCGAGGCGGAACAACGCAAGGCAGCCUCUCUUGAGAUCCAAGCUGCUUUGGAAAAGCAGGAACAGGAGAUCGCUCGGCGGAAGGAGGUCGUGUUGAAUGACCUUGCCAGAGCGGAACCUGCUGUCGUGGAAGCUAAGAAGAGUGUCAGCAACAUCAAGCGUCAACACCUGACCGAAGUCCGUUCCAUGGGCAGUCCUCCCGCAAGUGUCCGGCUCACAUUGGAAGCUGUAUGCACCUUGCUUGGUCACAAGGUCGACAGCUGGAAGACGAUCCAAGGAAUUAUCCGACGAGAUGACUUCAUCGCCAGCAUUGUGAAUUAUGACAAUGAACGACAAAUGACUCGUAGCCAUCGAGUCAAGAUGAAGAACGAAUACUUGUCCAAGGAGGACUUCACUUACGAAAGGGUCAAUCACGCAAGCAAGGCGUGCGGUCCGCUGGUACAGUGGGUGGAAGCGCAAGUAAACUAUUCUGAGAUUCUGGACCGUGUCGGACCCUUGCGUGAAGAAGUUGAGCAGCUUGAAGAGCAGGCACUCCAAACAAAGGCCGAAGCACAAGCUAUCGAGAAUACUAUUCAGAAUCUGGAGAAAAGUAUCGCCACUUAUAAGACUGAAUACGCUGCUCUUAUCAGCGAAACCCAAGCGAUCAAGGCCGAGAUGGCUAGGGUUCAAUUCAAAGUUGAUAGGAGUGUGCGGUUGCUUGAUAGUUUGGCUUCAGAACGGGCACGAUGGGAAGAAGCAAGCAAAUCUUUCGAAACGCAAAUCAACACACUUGUGGGAGAUGUUCUCAUUGCUGCCGCGUUCCUUGCCUACUCUGGUCUAUAUGAUCAACAGUUCCGCAAGGCAAUGGUUGAGGACUGGGUUAACCAUCUGUCGCAGUCUGGUAUUGCUUUCAAGCCACACAAUCCUAUCACUGAAUACCUGUCGAAUGCGGACGAGCGUUUGACAUGGCAGGAAAAUUCACUUCCAGUCGACGACCUUUGCACGGAGAAUGCGAUCAUCCUCAAACGCUUCAACCGCUACCCUCUCAUCAUCGACCCCUCUGGACGGAUCACUGAGUUCCUCCAGAAGGAAAGCAAGGAACGAAAGCUCACGGUCACUAGUUUCUUGGAUGACUCAUUUGUCAAGCAGCUUGAGAGUGCGCUGCGGUUCGGAAAUCCCAUUCUCAUUCAGGACGCCGAACAUCUGGACCCCAUCCUCAAUCACGUUCUCAACAAGGAAUAUCAGAAGACCGGAGGCCGUGUCCUGAUCCAGCUUGGCAAACAGGAAAUCGACUUCUCCCCGUCCUUUAAGCUUUUCCUGUCCACAAGAGAUCCUUCGGCGUCGUUCCCGCCGGAUAUCUGCAGCAGAACGACCUUCGUCAACUUCACUGUGACGCAGAGCAGCCUUCAAACUCAGUCACUGAAUGAGGUGCUGAAAGUGGAGCGUCCCGAUGUGGAUGAGCGCAGGACGAACCUGAUCAAGUUGCAAGGAGAGUUCAAGAUUCAUCUCCGGCAGCUGGAGAAACGUCUUCUGCAGGCGUUGAAUGAGUCUCGCGGCAACAUUCUUGACGACGAUAACGUCAUCGAGACACUAGAGACGCUCAAGAAAGAGGCUGCCGAGAUCACCAGAAAGAUGGCGGAGACCGAAGGUGUAAUGACGGAGGUAGAGAACAUCACACUCCAGUACAACAUCAUCGCCCGGUCGUGCAGUGCGGUGUUUGCGGUGCUGGAGCAGCUGCAUCAUAUCAACCAUUUCUAUCAAUUCUCUCUACAGUACUUCGUCGACAUCUUCAACUCGGUGCUCCAUGACAACAAGAACCUUGCCCAUGAGAAGGACUAUGCCAAGCGCGUUCAGAUCAUCCUUCGCGAUCUCUUCGUCACCACAUAUCAGCGCACUUCUCUCGGAUUGCUGCAAAAGGAUCGCAUUACGUUGGCCAUGUUGCUCGCCCAAGCCGCUCCAUACCCUAUGGAUAAAAGUAUUAUCGAUAUCAUUCUCGACGAGAGCGUGGAAGGGGUCGAUUUAUCUACCAACGUGGAUCUACGGGACCAGGUGAUGAACAAACUCUCCAAUAUGUCGCUCUUCAAGUCCCAUCUGCCCAACAUCUCCAAGGAGGCGUGGGAUGCAUUCCUCACAGAGGAGCUGGCAGAGAAUUUCGUGCCUACGGUCUGGGACGAGAACACGGAGCCACUGAAUCAAAAACUUCGCUCCCUUCUGCUUGUCAAGCUCUGCCGGAUGGAUCGGUUUGUUCCCACGGCCGAGCGCUUCAUCACUGCAGUCUUCGGUGACGAGUUCUUCGAAGGUAGUAGCGAUCUGAAGGAGGUGGUUGAACAAGUCACCGCCACGACACCAAUCGCUUUGAGUUCAAGCCCCGGCUUUGACGCCAGUUACAAGGUUGACGCUCUGGUGGAACGCGUACACGCCACCUGCGCCAACAUUGCCAUGGGUUCGAACGAAGGGCUGGAGAGCGCAGACAAGGCAAUCAGCAAUGCUGCUGCAGCCGGAACCUGGGUGAUGGUCAAGAAUGUCCAUCUCGCGCCAUCGUGGCUCCAGAGCCUGGAAAAGCGCCUUGAGUCCCUCAAGCCUCACAGGGACUUCCGGCUCUUCCUCUCGAUGGAGACCAGCCCCAAGAUCCCUGUCAACCUACUCCGCGCCUCUCGUGUGCUCAUGUUUGAGCAGCCUGCGGGCAUACGGGCCAACAUGAAGGAUUCUCUGUCCUCGCUUGCGCUACGCGCUACCAAGCCUCCUGUCGAAAAGACUCGCGUGUACCUUUUACUCUCCUUCUUGCAUGCGGUCGUUCAGGAGAGACUCCGCUACGCACCAAGUCUGGGUUGGAAGGGUUUCUGGGAAUUCAAUGACAGUGACUACGAAUGCUCUGCAUUCAUCAUCGAUUCCUGGAUCGAUUCGGUUGCCCAGGGCCGCUCUAAUGUAGCGCCCCAGAAGCUUCCUUGGGACAUGAUCCGCACCCUGAUCACCGAGACUUAUGGAGGCAAGAUCGACGACGCAGGUGACUUCCAGCAGCUGGAGAAUCUCGUCAACAGCUUCCUCACUCCGGCUGCUUUUGAGAAUGAUCACAAGAUGGUCUCUGGGGUUGAAAACGACGAGUGUUUGGCGCUACCUGGCGGGACCAGCCUCCGGGACUUUACUGAAUGGGUGAACCGUCUUCCAGAACGAGAGCCGCCUACCUAUCUUGGUCUCCCGGCCAACGCGGAGAAGCUGCUGCUGGUGGGACACGGCAAGAAGAUGAUCUCGGAUGUGGCCCGGGUGACGACCCUGCUGGACGAGGGCGAACAGUUGAUGGUGGAAGCGUGA